This is a messenger RNA of Daktulosphaira vitifoliae (grape phylloxera), 1705 nucleotides long. It is a transcript of the gene Uros1, whose product is annotated as uroporphyrinogen-III synthase. The record is from RefSeq and is a predicted model, not a curated record. NCBI's taxonomy places the organism in Eukaryota, Metazoa, Arthropoda, Insecta, Hemiptera, Phylloxeridae. Bases 187 to 954 code for a protein of 255 amino acids. The transcript has 6 exons. Gene Ontology annotation, biological process: uroporphyrinogen III biosynthetic process. Gene Ontology annotation, molecular function: uroporphyrinogen-III synthase activity.
UAUUAAAACAUCAAUCUUAAACUAAAAUAAAUGUCUAAUUAGUGAAUCGUAAUACAUGUUUGACGCACUACUAAUCAUUUACUUUUUUCAUUUGUCAUUCAUAAAAUCACGUCAAUAAGUGUAACUGUUAUAAAAUGUGGUUAAGUUACUAUAUUCAAUGUAAGAUAUUUUAGAAAUAAAAAAUAUAUGGCUGUGAAGUAUUCGUUUAUAAUUCUUAAAGCCCAAUCUGAAGAAAAUGAAUCGUUGGAUCCUUACAUUGAUUUAUUACAAAAAAAAGGCUAUGAGGUUCAUUUUGUUCCUACAUUACAAUUUGAAUACCAUAAUUUAGAUGUUCUUAAAAAGAAAUUAAACCAACCAAUGAACUAUUCUGGUUUAGUUCUUACAAGUCCAAGAUGUUUACGUGGAGUAAUGAAAUCCUUAAAAAAUGAUAAACUGGAUGAAAACUGGCAUCAAAAGCCUAUAUUUGUUGUUGGUGAAACAACUUCUCGGCUAGUAGUUAAUGAAUUAAAUCAAGAACCAGUUGGUGCUUAUAGUGGAAAUGCAAUGUCAUUGAUACCAAUUCUUUCAAAAUAUGAAUUGACUAAACCACUAUUGGCUCCAUGUGGAAAUUUAAAUCUUAAUAUAUUGUCAGAUAAUUUAAAAUCAAUAAAAUUAGAGAAUGUAGAAGUGUACAGAACAAUUUCUCAUAGCAAUUUAGAAAACAACUUAAGAACAACACUUGAUCAGAUACAUAAUGAAAUAGGAUUGAUUUUUUUUAGUCCCUCUGGUUUUCAAGCAUCAAUCAAAUUAAUACCUGAAAACUAUCUUAAAAAAAUAGUACUAUUUUCCAUUGGGCCAACAACUGCUUCUGCUAUUAAACAAGCUGGAUAUAUUUUAUCUGGCAUUUGUGAUAAACCAAAACCUGAAUCAAUGUUGGAUAUGAUUGAUAAUUAUAUGAAAUGCCAAGUUUUGUAAGACUUUGUUAAUCAAAAUAUUUUAGAAUAUAUGAAAAUAAUAAUCAUGCUCACAUAAAAAUAAACAUUUUAAAGCUAGUAAUGUAAUUGAUUUUUAUUUUUAUACAUGUUUGUAACUUAUGUAUAAUAAGUUAAAAAUUGAUAAAUAAAUUUGGAUCAUGACUAUUCUGUUGAUAUAUUUAAUAUUAUUUCUAUAAUACAAUAGAAUGUAUAUCUUUUAACAUUACAAAAAUUAAAUAUAUUUAUAAUUUCUAUUGUUUUUAUAUUUAUUUAUACGGACAAAUUUCCAAUUUGACAUACAUUAAUAAAUAACAAAAAGUAUUUAAUUUAAAUGGAGGAAACGGAUGAAGUUUUUGAUACUGUAAUACGCUAUGGUUUGUAUUUUGUAGCUAUUUUUCAAUUGGUGUGUAUAACAACUGUUUUUUUACUAACAGAUCAAUCAAAUGAAAAUAAGGACAAUGGAGAAGGUAGCGAAUAUGACUCUGAUGGAAGUACAUUUGCAUCACCUCGUCGGCCAUAUUCUCAUCACAGAUCAAGAAAACAAGACAAAAAAAAAAGAAGAUAAUUUGACAAUUUAAUUAAAUAUGUACAAAAUUGAAAAAAGAACUCCUCUUUUUUAUGUAUUUAACUCAUGUUCCUUUUAUUUUGUGUUCUUUGGUAUUUAUUUUUUUAUUUUCUUGUUUAAAAAUGUGUAAUUUUAUAUUUUACUUUUUGUUUAUCAAAGCUUUCAUAAAAUCUUGCAUUUUUUCAUA